GGGUUUUGGGGACAGAGGCAGAGGGGCUUGAUGGUCCAUGCCUCCCCCAUUUGGCUAUAAAAAAAGAAUCCCAUUUCUCCCAUCUCCCCAAACUCCAAACUCCAAAAACCAAACUCUCAUUCAUUAACUUUUCUCUCUUUUUCUUACCAUCUCCACAAAACAACACAACACAGAGAUCAGAUCAGAUCAGAUAUGAAGAUGAACUUGAACAGUGGUGGGAGCUCCAAGAGGAGGCUCAAUUCUUCUCCAACCAGAGGCUUUGGAGGAGUUCUUAGAGAGCAAAGGGCCAAGCUUUACAUCAUUAGGCGCUGUGUUGUCAUGCUUCUUUGCUGGCAUGAUUGAUUCUUUAAUUAGCUCACAAGAGAGAAAAUUCCAUUAGGGUUUUCUGUUUUUUUUUUUCUUUUCUCUUUUUGGCUAUUGUUAUUAUUAAUUUUUUUAAUUUUGGUGGAGUGUAUAUACAAGCGUUUUCUUUUGAUUUGUUGACAAAUUUUUGUAAGAGAUUGGCCUUUUUGGGUCUGCAAGAUGUGUAAAUUAAAGGAGGAGAAGGAAAGAACUUGAAAGGAAACUUCAACUUUGGAUCCACCUCUUUGAUCUUCUUCUUCCUUUGCUUGUUCUUGAGUUUUGAGCA
Messenger RNA from Momordica charantia (bitter melon), 628 nucleotides. Lineage: Eukaryota; Viridiplantae; Streptophyta; Magnoliopsida; Cucurbitales; Cucurbitaceae. The record is from RefSeq and is a predicted model, not a curated record.